This is a messenger RNA of Hevea brasiliensis (rubber tree), 1582 nucleotides long. RefSeq names its product PP2A regulatory subunit TAP46. Gene Ontology annotation, biological process: regulation of signal transduction; regulation of dephosphorylation. Lineage: Eukaryota; Viridiplantae; Streptophyta; Magnoliopsida; Malpighiales; Euphorbiaceae. Bases 202 to 1413 code for a protein of 403 amino acids. Gene Ontology annotation, molecular function: protein phosphatase 2A binding. Gene Ontology annotation, cellular component: cytosol. The transcript has 9 exons. The record is from RefSeq and is a predicted model, not a curated record.
UUUGAAUUAGAAAAUUCUAAAAUCUUCCAGUUCGUUCCAUUUGCGUUUGUCAAUUCCCUAAAUUCCAUUGCUAAUCUCAUACCUUUCCUAAAAAUUGAAAUUUCAAAAUUCGAAUUUCCUCAAAAUUACACAAACAAUCCUACAAUUUUCCCUAUAAUCCUUCAAUUUUUUGUGUUAUCUAGGGUUUUCAUUGGCUCACCCAUGGGUGAAAGGAAAAUAGAGGACUUGCCUCUCCCACAUCUGUUCGAGCAAGCUCGGAAGAUCCAUUUAACCGCUACAGAGUCCGCUGCUGAUCAGGAGAUGGUGAAGAAGGGAUGUGAGGCACUGGAGAGAUGUGAGGAAAUGAUAAAUAAACUUGGGUUAUUCUCAGCUAAUGAGACCAAGGAUGAUAUCGCCACCACCGAUCUUAAAUAUAUUUUGGUUCCAUAUUAUCUUGCUGAGCUAACUGAAAAAAUAUCACAGGAUGAUAGGAUACAAAUUCUUAAGGCUUCCCAGGCAAAGUUAAAGGAAUUCCUUUCUUUUUGUGAGACAAUGGAACUUGUACCAGAGGAGGAAUUACGUGCAUCUUCUCAAGGAGGUCCAAAUUCUUUUGCAGAAAGAAGAGCCCAAAAGAUUGCACGGUUCAAUCGUCAAAGAGCUGCUCAAGCAAAGCUGCUGGAAGUAAAGGAGCGGAAAGAGCGACGUGGUCGUUCAACUAGAGCUACUGCCCUAUCAACUCCAGUUGAGGCUGGUGAAGAGGAUUUAUCGGAUGAUGAUGGAGAAGAAGAACGGGAGGCUUGGCUUACUACCAUUUCUUUGUCCAUCUGUAAGGCAUUCGACCUACUCGAAAUGUUAAAGAAAGAAGAAGAAAUGCUUUCUGCUGUAAAGGAAAGGCAACUUAAGGAAGGGGACAAGGAAUUUUCUCAAGCUAUUCUUGAUGAGCGAACAAAAAAAGCAGAAGGGUGGCAUCGUGAUGCCGCUACUCGAGCACAAUAUACCAAGCCAGCAGCACCUAUCACCUGUGCUACUUUUGCUCAAGAUGUUUUAGAAGGGAGAGCAAAUGUUUCACAGGCACAUGAUCACAAGCACCAGCCGAUGAUAUUUGGACCAGCGAGUCUUAUAGGUGGAAAUUUAACAAGUGAAAGGGAUAGGAUGGCAGCACAAGUCUUCCAACCUAGCCACAGGUUGCCAACCAUGAGUAUAGAAGAAGCUGGGUUAAGGGAGAUGGAGAUUAUGAAUAAAUGGCAAGAGAGAAAUGCUAAACUCAUGGCAGAAGCAAACUCUGCAUGGUACAAGGACAAUCAGAAGGUACAAUCAGGUGAAGAAGAUGAUGAAGAUGAUGAUGCUGCUGUGCAGAAGGCAAGGGCAUGGGAUGACUGGAAAGAUGAUAAUCCUCGGGGUGCUGGUAAUAAGAAGCUCACGCCAUGUGGUUAAAGGUGGCCGAUGGUUUCUGUUUUCGUGGUGUAUUCUCUUAAACAUGGUUAUUUGUAUUCAUUUAAAUUUUUGCUUCAGAAAUGGUUUUACAAAAUUUUGGUUCAUUCUGUCUAUUCUAGUGUAACCUUGAUCCUUGAACAGUAAAUACUAUGAAUUAUAUUUUAGGAAA